Messenger RNA from Eimeria mitis, 1566 nucleotides. RefSeq lists its product as uncharacterized. Gene Ontology annotation, molecular function: polynucleotide 5'-phosphatase activity. Lineage: Eukaryota; Apicomplexa; Conoidasida; Eucoccidiorida; Eimeriidae. Gene Ontology annotation, biological process: dephosphorylation. The record is from RefSeq and is a predicted model, not a curated record.
AUGCACGGUGUACAGACAGCUCAAUACUGGGCUGCAGCAGCAGAAUGUGCGCUAUGCAGCAGCAGCACAAACACAACCAUCAACGGAUCUUCUUCUCCUGCUGCAGCAGCAGCAGCAGUUGCUGCUGCUGCUGCUGGGGCCGGGGGGCCCCAGGGGGGGGCCCCCAACAGCAAGAACGGCUGCUGCUGCCCAUGGAGAUUCGCCGUGGUGACCCACUGCACCCAUGGAUUGAAUAGAACGGGGUAUAUGGUGUGUGCGUUGCUGAUGCUGCUGCUGGGCCUGACAGCAGCAGAGGCGCAGCAGGUGUUUGCUGCUGCUCGUGGGUACGGGAUUCAGAGAGAAGAAGUUGUUGCUGCGCUGCAGCAGCUGCAGCAGCAGAUGCAGCAGCAGCAAGAAGAAUAUAAUACACUUGUACAGGCACUCACACCACCCGUGCUGCAGCAAUCCUUCGCUAGGAAUGCUGCUGCUGAUGGGAUAGAUAUAGAAAAGGGGAGCUGCUUGAUUCGUGUUGCUGCUGCUGCAGAUACAGCAGCAGCAGCAACAGCAGCAGCAGCAGCAGCAGCAGCAGCAGAUGAUCAGGAUGAUGAUGCUAGGUUUAUUCCUAUACCUGAAGCAUUAAAGAAGAAUCUCCUCGCUUAUAGAGAAGCAGAAAAAGAUAGAAUGCUGAGAGCGAAGCAGCCAAGACAGAGGCAGCAGAAGCAGCAGCAGCAGCAGCAGCAGCAGCAGCAGCAGAAGCAGCAGCAGAAGGAGGAAGAGCAGCAGCAGCAGCAGCAACAGGAGAAGCAAGAAGAAAAGAAAGAAGAAGGUAUAAAGACAGAAGAGAAAGACGAUGGAGCCGACGAAGAAACAAAAAACGAAACAGAAACCAAAAACGAACCAGCAGCAGCAGCAGCAGCAGCAGCAGCAGCAGCAGCAGCAGAGCUAACAGAGGAGGAGCUGCAGCGUCUCCCAUCGAUCCCAGAGACGAUCCCCAACAACGGAGUCGUUUUGUUUGGGCCUCUAUCCAACGCGCUGCUGGCCCCUGAGGAGGCGUUGCUGCACCUGCUGCAUAUACACCCCAAGCUGCGUAUUUGUGACUUUAGGGUUCUAGUAAAUGAAAAUAUAAAUAAAUUUAAUUUAUAUCCUGCAGCAGCAAAAAAAAACGGAUUCAAAAGAAAGAGGAGAGUUGGUGUGCCCCCACAGAAACAAACAACAGAUACACUGCAGCAGCAGCAGCAGCAGCAGCAGGAACAGCAGCAGCAGCAACAAGACCAGGAGGAGCAGCAGCAAGCAACCAACAGCAGCAGCAACAGCAGCAUAAACAGCAGCAACAGCAGCAGCAACAGCAGCAGCAGCAGCAGCAGCAAACCACUACAAUACCACUACAUUCUCUACAUCCAAGCGUCAGGAACAGCAGCAGGAAGAACAGCAGCAGCAGCAACAAGACCAGGAGGAGCAGCAGCAAGCAACCAACAGCAGCAGCAACAGCAGCAGCAACAGCAGCAUAAACAGCAACAGCAACAGCAGCAGCAGCAGCAGCAGCAAACCACUACAAUACCACUACAUUCUCUACAUCCAAGCGUGUGA